This is a messenger RNA of Phlebotomus papatasi, 562 nucleotides long. Its product is annotated as protein LLP homolog. Gene Ontology annotation, biological process: dendrite extension. Gene Ontology annotation, cellular component: nucleolus. Gene Ontology annotation, molecular function: RNA binding. The transcript has 2 exons. Bases 89 to 538 code for a protein of 149 amino acids. Lineage: Eukaryota; Metazoa; Arthropoda; Insecta; Diptera; Psychodidae. The record is from RefSeq and is a predicted model, not a curated record.
CAAUUGGCUGUCAUCCUUUCCGACACAACACGUGUUUACAAACGCAGCAAAGGAAUUUUCUGCGUAUAUUUUUUCCAUAAAAUUCGCAAUGGGCAGGAAAAGGCGUGCGAAAAAUAACAAUGUGAAGAGGGAGAGGUUUGCUGUGAAGGAAUUGGCAAGGUUAAAAAAAUGCUUAGGACUAAUUGACGACAAGGGGAACGAAAUUUCAAAGGAGGUCAAAGAAAUUGCAACUGUCACAGAUGCAAAAAGUAUCAAAAAGAGAAACAAGGAUGCCAUGCUUGUUGACGAUGAAGCUCCAGCUUCCUCCAAAAAAGCCCCCAAAACGGUGAAGAUUUUCAACGAGAAAACGCAAGUUGAACAUGUUUACAAUGCAAAAACAAUGAAGGAUCAAUUUGGGAAUUACCCAGUUUGGUAUAAAAGGCAACUGGAGAAGCGGAAGAAGAAAGUCAGAGGAAACAACAAUGGGGAAAAAUCCAGACACGGCCGACGUCAAAAUCUAUUUACAGCUACUAAUCCUUACAUGAACGUUGAAUACUGAAUAAAUAUGUUUUACUCAGUCAAA